Paraglomus brasilianum is the source of this 303-nucleotide messenger RNA. The record is from the annotation of a GenBank genome assembly. Lineage: Eukaryota; Fungi; Glomeromycota; Glomeromycetes; Paraglomerales; Paraglomeraceae.
AUGGUAACUAAAACUUUAAUCACUGGCAAAAAGCAACUCACUGAAAGAAUAGCCAAAAAAACCAAAACUCCCCAAAAUCAAGUAUCUCGCAUAAUUGAUGAACUGCUGGAAGAAACCAAAAAAGCCUUAGUUAAAGGUGAAGAAGUCCGUUUACUCGGCUAUUUUACUCUCAAAACUACUAUCACUAAGCCUAGAAUGGCCAUGAAUUUACAAACCAAAAAGAAAAUGAAAGUACCCGCUAAAAGAGUGCCAAAGUGUAAAUUCUCUGCUGGCUUAAAAGAAGCAAUUAGUCAAAAAAAAUAA